Brenthis ino (lesser marbled fritillary) is the source of this 705-nucleotide messenger RNA. The record is from the annotation of a GenBank genome assembly. Lineage: Eukaryota; Metazoa; Arthropoda; Insecta; Lepidoptera; Nymphalidae.
AUGUUCAGCGAAAAUAUAUGGAAAGUGAUUCUACUCAUGGCCGCGUCAGUAUGUGCCGUUGAGCCGAGCCGCGCGCUAAGUAUAUACCAAAAACCUCGGACUUACCCCAUGUUUAUACCAAAAAAUCGAAAAAAAUUGAGAUCGCGAGUCAUAUUUUUAGAUGAAGAUGAAAAUAGCCAGCCUUUAGGUCGAGGAGAAAUUGAUCUGACGAACGAUAAGUAUACUAAAAUUAAAUUUGAUGAUACAACCGAUUAUGACUUCACAUCCCCAGAUGUAACAGAAAGUCCCAAAGAUAAAGUUUUUGAAAAUGAGCGAUUCUACGAUCCUAGACUACGUCUUUCUUUUCCAAGAUUCUACCAGGGUAGGUUUAAUCGGCCAUACGCUCCAAAUUUCGCUUUCGAACCCUUCCAGCCAUAUGCUCCCCCACGAACAGGAUUUAUUGGGUCCAGUCUUCCAAAUCCAAAUCUAGGGUGGAAGGCCCGAAGUCCCAGGGUAGUGUUUCCCUAUACUCCUGACAGUAACAAUAAUCUUGUGCAAACUAAUUCUCAUGGGGGACCAACUUUUAAUGACAAUGUAGUGUUUCGUGAUCAAAAUGUCGGGAUUAAACCAGUAAAAAAUGAUGACCAGAACCCCCAAACCCUUCAAGAUAUAGGAGAUGGAGCAGAUGCUUUCACGGAGAGAGGUAAGUCUAAUUUAAAUCACAAU